AUGCCUCCAGGAAAGACCGCCCCAGGAUCAGACUACAUCCACCCACCAGAGCUCCAAGAGAUCCCAAUCCCAAAGAGCUACUCAGACCUCCCCUUUACCCAGAUCAAAGUCACCAAUGUCCCAGAGUCAUCCAAAGAGGUCACACGCGUCGUGCUGGUCACGCUCUACCGACCCAACAAGUACAAUGCCUUCACACCAACGAUGAUGAGAGAGCUCGAGCACGCAUACACUCUCUUCGAUAUUGACGACCGCGUGAAAUGCAUCGUGCAGACUGGAUAUGGCAAGAUGUUCUGUGCAGGAGCUGAUCUCGAUACCGGAUUUGUGGGCGCGGAAGAGGCUGUUCGGGACCACAGAGACGGAGGAGGCAGAGUGACCAUGGCGAUCAACAGAUGUCGCAAGCCGACGAUUGGUGCUGUGCAGGGAAGUGCUGUUGGUAUUGGCAUUACCAUGACGCUGCCAAUGAACAUCCGGAUUGCGUAUGCAGAUGCAAAGAUUGGGUUCGUGUUUGCGAGGAGAGGUCUGGUCAUGGAGGCUGCGAGCAGCUUCUUCCUUCCCAAGCUCAUUGGCACCUCAAAAGCCCUCCACCUCUGCACCACCGGCGCAACCUACCCAGCCAAACACCCCCUCCUCAACACCCUCUUCAGCGAAGUCCUCCCCAAACCCGAAGACGUCCUCCCGCGUGCCCUCGAAAUCGCCGACGAAGUCGUCAAGAACUGCAGCGGCGUCUCCACCUACCUCAUGAAAGAGCUCAUGUACCGCGGGCCCGAUAACGCAGAGAGCACGCAUCUCUUGGACAGCAGGAUCGUGUACGAGCUGUUCAGCAGCAAGGACAACAAGGAGGGUGUGGCGGCGUUUUUGGAGAAGAGACCGGUCAAUUUCCAGGGCACGAUGAAGGAUGAUGCGCCGGCGGCGUAUCCGUGGUGGGAUCCUGUUAGUACGGGAAAUCGGCCUGUGAAUUUGGGGUAUCAGUACAAGCCCAAAUUAUAA
Molecule: messenger RNA, 987 nt
Organism: Zasmidium cellare ATCC 36951
Lineage: Eukaryota; Fungi; Ascomycota; Dothideomycetes; Mycosphaerellales; Mycosphaerellaceae
Exons: 2
Coding region: 1-987 (328 amino acids)
Source: RefSeq, a predicted model, not a curated record